CUCGUUCUGAACAGCUGAUCAUUCAUUAGAUUAACAUUUAGCAAAGCUAAUUUGCUUCCAACUAGCUUGAGUGUAGUUUAAUUUGAGCCCCGAUUCCAAUCCUCUAGUUGAUUUUGGCGAUUGGAAAAAUGCCAGUCAAUAUAACAUCUAUCAAAACAUCGUCCAAUGGUGUUUGGGAAGGCGAUAAUCCUUUGAAUUACGCAUUCCCUUUGCUCAUUGUUCAAACCACUCUAAUCCUAGUAGUCAGCCGAUUAUUCGCUUUCUUUCUCAAACCCCUCCGACAACCCAAAGUCAUUGCUGAGAUACUCGUAUGUUUUUACUAAGCAUUUUAUUUAAAAUUUAGACUUCAAGAUAAGAACUAUAUAUCAAUCAUCAUAAGUUUGAUUAUAUUACUAGUUAUGUUAAUUUUGCAUGCACCAUAUUAUGUAUAUGAAUCUUCUUCUGUCUCAAAAUGGAUAAAUCUUAAAACUUAAUAUGAACUAUAUUUUUAGAGAUAGAAAGAGUAUUAAAUAGAACUUUUUUCAUGCCGAAAUGACGGUACAAUUUUGAUGUACUAAAAAUGAAAAUCUAAAUAUAAUAAUUGUUUUGGGAUACAUAAAUGGAGUACUAGUUUUAAAUAGAUGUUAUCUCAACUAUCAUGCAAGGUUCAUAUUGUUAAUUAUUCUAUCUAGUAUUCCACGAGCGAAUAACCACAUGAACACAUACAAAACAAGAUAAAUUACAAAUAUUGUUUGGUUUGAUGACUUUUUGUGUGUGUGUGUGUUUGGAAUUAGGGUGGAGUUGCUCUUGGACCUUCGUUAUUGGGACGAAACGAGAAUUACAUGCAGACAAUAUUCCCGAAAUGGAGCACCCCAAUACUCGAGUCAGUAUCAAGCAUUGGCCUUCUUUUCUUCCUGUUUUUGGUCGGCCUUGAAUUGGACUUAUCUUCCAUAAGAAGAGGCGGCCAGAAGGCGUUCACAAUUGCCGUCGCCGGAGUUUCCUUCCCAUUCAUCCUCGGCGUCGGAGUAGCUUUCAUCUUUCGCAAAGCCAUUGACGGAGCCGACAAAGUCGGGUUCGCUCAGUACACUGUUUUCAUGGGAGUUUCACUCUCCAUCACCGCUUUUCCGGUCCUUGCUCGGAUCUUAGCCGAGCUCAAGCUUUUCACCACGCGCGUGGGCGAAACCGCCAUGGCCGCGGCCGCCUUCAACGAUAUCGCCGCGUGGAUCUUACUUGCCCUCGCCAUUGCAUUGGCCGCCGACGGAUCAUCUGAGCACAAGAACCCGAUGGUGGCUCUGUGGGUUCUUCUUAGCGGCGCAGCUUUUGUGGUUCUCAUGAUGGUGGUGGUUAAACCGGUGAUGGCGUGGAUUAACCGGAGAUGUUUACACGAGCCAAACGCCGUGGACGAAGCUUAUAUUUGUUUAACCUUAGCCGGCGUAAUGGUGGCCGGAUUCGUGACGGAUUUUAUAGGCGUGCAUGCGAUAUUUGGUGCAUUUGUGUUCGGGUUAACCAUACCAAAAGAAGGUCAAUUUGCGGAGAGAUUGAUUGAAAGGAUUGAAGAUUUUGUGUCUGGGUUGUUGCUGCCUUUAUAUUUUGCGUCCAGUGGAUUAAAGACCGACGUUACGAAAAUACAAGGUGGUAUGGCAUGGGGUCUUUUAGUCCUGGUGAUCUCGACGGCAUGCACCGGGAAAAUAUUCGGCACGUUCACGACGGCGAUAUUGUGGAAGAUUCCGGUGAGGGAAUCGUUAGCGCUUGGUUGUCUGAUGAAUACUAAAGGGCUGGUGGAGCUCAUUGUUCUUAACAUUGGCAAGGAAAAGAAGGUCCUUAACGAUGAAGCCUUUGCUAUACUUGUGUUAAUGGCACUCUUCACCACCUUUGUGACAACCCCGGCGGUCUUGGCCAUCUACAAGCCCGCCCGUUCUUCCAUGCUGUCUAAACGCAAACUCGAAUCCAACACUCACGAUGAUGAUCAUCACUACAGAAUCAUGGCCUGUAUCCAUGGCCCUAAUAACAUUCCUUCUCUAGUCAGCCUCAUCGAGACAAUCCGGCCCACAAAUCCCAAAUCCAAGCUCAAGCUAUACGUAAUGCAGCUCGUGGGCCUCACGGAGAGGUCCUCAUCAAUCGCCACGCUCCAACGCCUGAAGGGAAAUGGGUUCAAGUUCAUCAACCGUCUCCGGCGUAAGGAGUAUGAGCUGGUCAACGGCAUUGCAAUGGCGUUUCAAGGGUAUAGUCAACUGGGCCGAGUGGCCGUGAGUCCCACCGCUGCAAUCUCGCCGCUGACGACCAUGCACGAGGACAUCUUGGAAUUGGCGGAGAACAAAAGUGUGAGAAUGAUCAUCGUCCCAUUCCACAAGCAGUAUAGGAGGAAAACGGAUGGUGGAAUUGGGCCUGAGUUCCAAGUAGAGAACGUGGGCCAUGGAUGGUGGGAAGUCCACCAGAGAUUGAUCCAGGUGGCGCCUUGUUCUGUAGCGGUGCUCGUGGAUCGCGGAUUUGGUUGGAAGUCAGAGGAGGAGGCAGCUCCGCCGUCGUCAACCUCUGGCGUGGUGAAACGAGUUUCCGUUAUAUUCUUUGGUGGGCCAGAUGAUCGGGAAGCUCUAGCUUUUGGUGGACGGAUGGCAGAACAUCCUGCCGUCAAAGUUACGGUCAUAAGAUUCACUGCUGAAUCUCAUGGAUCGGGCGACCAACAUGCAAUAAUUCCAAUGCAAAUCAAUGAAAAGGAGCUUGACGAUGCUGCGGUACAUGAUUUCCGGAUGAGAUGGGAAGGUAAGGUGGAAUUCAAGGAGAUGACCAAAGUGAGCAACACUGUAGAAAGUGUACUACUGGGAAUUGGAAGGAAUAGUAAUGAACAAUGUUAUGACCUUGUAAUUGUGGGUAAAGGGAGAAGAACCUCACUGAAUGUGGGUACUACAGAGGAGUAUCCGGAAUUAGGGCCGGUUGGAGAUUUGUUGGCCUCAUCAAACCAAGGCAUUGUGUGCUCUGCCCUGGUGAUUCAACAUCAUGGUAACAUGGCCCAUUCAGGAACGCAACAUUUUCCUGCCAAAUUCGUGUAAUUCAUGGGUGGCCAUCUUAAGAGAGGCAUGAUGAUGAAUAUGCAGUUCAAUUAUUUUCACAUGUUUGUGGUCUAACCAUCACAUAUCCUAGUAUAUUGGGAAUGAUGAACAAAAGUACUAUCAUUCGACUAUGUCAUCAAAUAAAAGCAAGUUUGUCGGAAGUUAUUGCUAAUUUUUUUUUUUUUUUGGGUUUGGUUUGUGAAGGGCCUCUGUGUGAAUGAAUGGAUGUACAAUGUACAUGCGCAGUAGUUAGUCCUGUAACUGUUGUUUGCACGUAAUCUGAGUGAAGUGGAUUCGCC
Molecule: messenger RNA, 3325 nt
Organism: Oldenlandia corymbosa var. corymbosa
Lineage: Eukaryota; Viridiplantae; Streptophyta; Magnoliopsida; Gentianales; Rubiaceae
Source: the annotation of a GenBank genome assembly